AUGGCCUUCUCCAAGGAGAAAACAACCGUCUCCAUACCGAUUAGGGUAUUCCAACCCAUAAUUCCGAAGGUUUUCACAACCAAUAAGAUAUCUCGAAUUUUCCAUCUCUUUACCCGCACAAAAUACGUUAAGGCACGCCACGGGCCAAUCGAGGGAGCAAGCGGGAGGCAGGCAUCGCCACGGGCUGUCGGGGGCAAGCCCAGGAGGCAGGCAACGCCACGGGCUCGUCGGGGGCAAGCCCGGGAGGCAGGCAUUGCCACGGGCCGUCGGAGGAGCAAGCCCGGGAGGCACUGGCAUCGCCCACGGACUGUCGGGGGCAAGCCCGGGAGGCAGGCAGCGCCACGGGCUGUCGGGGAGCAAGCGGGAGGCACAGGCAGCGCCACGGGCCCGUCGGGAGCAACUAGGAGCCCGGGCAUUGCCACGGGCCGUCGGAGGAGCAAGCGGGAGGCAGGCACGCCACGGGCUCGUCGGGGGCAAUCGGGAGGCAGGCACGCCACGGGCCCAUCGAGGAGUAAUCGGGAGGCACUCGGCAGCGCCACGGGCCUCGGGGGCAAGCAGCGGGAGGCAGGUAGUGCCACGGGCCGUCGGGGGCAAGCGGGAGGCGAUGGGCACGCGCCGCCGGGCGUCGGGAGCAAGCCCCGGGAGGCAGGCACUGCCACGGGCUCGUCGGGGGCAAGCGGGAGGCAGGCAGCGCCACGCGGGCCGUCGGGGGCAAGCCCGGCGGGCGAGCAACGCCACGGGCUCGUGGGAGGCAAGCCCGGGAGGCAGGCACGCCACGGGCCCGUCGGAGGAGCAAGCGGGAGGCACCGGGCACCGCCACGGGAUCGUCGGGGGCAGCCCGGGAGGCAGGCGCCACGGGCCCAUCGAGGAGCAAGCCCGGAGGCAUCGCCACGGGCCUCGCAGCACUGCAGGGCACCGCCGGGGGCCGCGGGAGGCGCGGCACCGCCAGGCUCGUCGGGAGCAAGCGGGAGGCACUGGCACAGCGAGGCCGAGGCAACUGGGAGGCACUGGGCAUUGCCACGGGCAUGUUUUGGACUUGGGAAAGGGAUGUCAUGGGGGGCAUCCUCGGAAGGGGCCUCCUUCGGCAUCCUCGGGAGGGGGGAAAAGGGGGCGUCGGAACCUCGUGGGGCAAGAGGAGACGAGGCAAGGGGGAGGGACGAAUCGGAGCGACAAAGGGCUGAAUCUCAGUGGAUCAUGGCAGCAAGGCCACUCUGCCACUUACAAUACCCCGUCGCGUAUUUAAUUAAAUGCGCAAAGGAUUACGCGGCGCCGGUGGGAAUAGUACUUCAAAGCGGCCGCGGCUCGUCGCCAGGGGCUUGGCCAAUGGCACGUGCCUCAGGGGCGGAGGGCCCCUCUGCGGGUUGCAAGCGAGAGCCGGACACGGGCGUCGCUUGGCGGAUUCGACUUAGAGGUUGGUCAUAA
This is a messenger RNA of Hevea brasiliensis (rubber tree), 1422 nucleotides long. RefSeq lists its product as uncharacterized. NCBI's taxonomy places the organism in Eukaryota, Viridiplantae, Streptophyta, Magnoliopsida, Malpighiales, Euphorbiaceae. The transcript is spliced from 3 exons. The record is from RefSeq and is a predicted model, not a curated record. The coding region runs from base 1 to 1422 and encodes 473 amino acids.